CUAAUCAAAAGAGCAAAAAUGCCGAUCUAUAAUGAAGUUUGGGAGGAAGAGGGUAUCAUAUUACCUGUUAUAUUAGAUUUUAUGUUUAGAAACAUGAUAAAUCUAUAAACAUUAACAAAGAAUCAUGUAAAGCUAUUAGAUAAUCUGAAAUUUGAGUUUGUUGAAUAUAAAGUAAUUUCUUUAUAGAAUUGCAGGCUAAUUAAUUAUUGGCUUGCCAUCUUUAUGAUAGAAUGGCUCAACACUGCAAGAAUCAAUUCGGUCUGUUUGAGGAUUCAUAUGUACCAGAAUGCUUAGAUGCUAGAAAUUAUUUCUAAUUAUGUGUGAGAAUGAAUGCCUCUUAUGGACUGGCCAAAAAAUAUUUCCCAGAGUAAUCAUAUCAGAGUAUAUUAGAUAUUUCUUAACCAAUGAGUACUCAAGACCGAAUCCUAAUUUUAAAGAAUUAGGACUUUGAUCCUUGAUACAAAUACAUAUAUUUAUUAUUAUAGCAAUUAUCAAC
Molecule: messenger RNA, 496 nt
Organism: Paramecium octaurelia
Lineage: Eukaryota; Ciliophora; Oligohymenophorea; Peniculida; Parameciidae
Source: the annotation of a GenBank genome assembly